CGACAGCUGCAGACAAGAAUCAGACCGUUAUUCUCUUCACUCUUAUCUGUGAAACACUUCUUGUUUUCCUCAAAUACACUCUCUGGAAAUGUUAUUUAAUCCUACUGGCCUGACCGAAUGUUUACAAGAAUGGGAGGAUUUGGAAAAAGACUACCAGCAGAUUCAGGACACGCAUCGACAUUACAAACAUAAGCUGGAGGAAGUUUCGAAAUUGCAAGAAAGCUGUUCCUCCUCCAUUGCACGGCAGAGGAAAAAGUUAAAGGAUCUCUCAGAAUCCCUGGAGGAAUGCAAAGGGGCGGUGAAUCCAGAAGAUGUAAAUAAAAUAGACGACAUCCAAGAGUCUAUAAAAGAAAGACCAAAUGUCUUUUUUGAGAUGGAGGCCUUCUUGCCCAAGAAAAACGGGUUAUACCUCAGUCUUGUUCUAGGAAAUGUGAACGUCACAUUACUUAACAAGCAAUCCAAGUUUGCCUAUAAAGACGAGUAUGAGAAAUUCAAACUAUACUUGACCGUGCUGCUCUUGUUUUUUUCAUUCACCUGCCGGUUUUUGGUCAGCUACAGGGUUGUAGAUGCACUAUUCAACUUCCUGUUGGUGUGGUACUAUUGUACACUGACGAUAAGAGAAAGCAUCCUCAUUAAUAAUGGGUCUAAGAUCAAGGGCUGGUGGGUGUUUCAACACUAUGUUUCAACAUUUCUCUCUGGAGUAAUGCUGACCUGGCCUGAUGGCGAGCUGUAUCAGAUGUUCAGAAAUCAGUUCCUGUCUUACUCCAUGUAUAUAAAUUUUGUUCAGUUUUUCCAGUACUAUUACCAGAGUGGCUGCUUAUACAGACUUAGAGCUCUUGGAGAAAGACACAACAUGGACCUCACGGUUGAGGGGUUUCAGUCUUGGAUGUGGAGGGGUCUCACCUUUCUCCUGCCUUUCCUUUUCUUGGGCCAUUUUUUUCAGCUUUAUAAUGGGAUUACACUCUUCCAAAUGACUCAGCUUCCAGAAUGGAAAGAGUGGCAGGUUCUCAUGUGUGGCUCUACUUUUCUCGUUUUGUUCAUGGGAAACUUCUUCACCACUCUCGGUGUUGUUUACCACAAAUACAUGGAUCAGGACAAAGCCAAAGGUUUAUAGGCAACUGAACUCUUUACCAAGGCAAUUUAAGCUUUAUAUUAUUGAUUUUUAACAUGGUUAUAAAUGGGAUUAUUGUGCUAUUCAUGUCAUUCUCAUGACUCUCUGACUUAAAUGUUUCUCCUGUUUGUGGUUCAUCUUGACUAAAUGGUGGUUUUUAUAAACUUGUCUGAAGGCACAAGUGAAAGUCUUUUCUUUAAAUCUAAAAAAUAUAUAUUUAAUAUUUUGUUGUAAUAUUUAUUCAGUGAAUAAACAGUUUUUCUAUUAAAUUCA
Messenger RNA from Danio rerio (zebrafish), 1384 nucleotides. It is a transcript of the gene tmem120aa, whose product is annotated as transmembrane protein 120Aa. Gene Ontology annotation, cellular component: plasma membrane; membrane; nuclear inner membrane. Lineage: Eukaryota; Metazoa; Chordata; Actinopteri; Cypriniformes; Danionidae. The record is from RefSeq and is marked provisional.